Exophiala oligosperma is the source of this 2300-nucleotide messenger RNA. RefSeq lists its product as uncharacterized. The record is from RefSeq and is a predicted model, not a curated record. NCBI's taxonomy places the organism in Eukaryota, Fungi, Ascomycota, Eurotiomycetes, Chaetothyriales, Herpotrichiellaceae. The transcript has 3 exons. Bases 487 to 2208 code for a protein of 573 amino acids. Gene Ontology annotation, cellular component: plasma membrane; NADPH oxidase complex. Gene Ontology annotation, biological process: defense response; superoxide anion generation. Gene Ontology annotation, molecular function: superoxide-generating NAD(P)H oxidase activity.
CCGAUCUACUCCGUAGGCCUCAGUCCACUUGACAAACCGUCGCGGAUUCCUGUCUCAAAGCUGGGGUUGGUUUGUAUCAAGGUCCUUUGGUUAGCUAAAGAGGGCACCUCGCUCACCCCUAUCAUACCACUGAGAUCACACCACCGCCACUAAUUGUUUCCAGCUCAUGCCUAUUCAAGGACAAUUGAGAAAAGUUCCUCCCCUUAUACAAGAUGUUUGUACCUAGGACCUGAUCUCUGGUCGAUCUCUGAACCAUCAUCUUCCGCCGCUGGCACGGUAAUUUUCAUUCUGUACUUUUAUCCUUUCCCAUCACUCGUUCUAGCUCUUUUGCAGCAUUCCGCUGGCUCGGACUCUUGUGUCUUUCCUAUUAAGUCGAUCUCCAAGCUCACAACAGCUUCGUGAAAGUGCCGCUGGCUCGGUUCUUCCCUGUUCCAGAUCACAAGCGUAUCUCGACCCAAUAUUGUCUACUAUCAGUCCGAUUGCAAUAUGGGUUACUCCGGGGCGUCGACCACGACAACCAUGGUGGAAAGGACACGGUCCACGGAACUGAUGAGGAUUCUGCUUUCGGGGGAGGUCAGUGGAGAGGCGCCGAGACAAUUAACCCCCCGUGAGAAGUUCAACAGAUGGAUGGUCAACGAAGGAUCACGGCGGCUUUUCGUCUUCACGUUUAUCCUCGUUCAUUGCAUGCUAUACGCCUUUGGAUUUAUGAAUUACACCAUGAAGGAUAACAUGACGCAUGCGCGAGCCACUUUUGGAUAUGGAUAUCCCAUUGCUCGAUCCGCUGCACUUGUUCUACACUUCGACGUCGCCUGCAUUCUCCUACCGGUCUGCCGCACCUUGAUCUCCCUAGCUCGACAGACGCCUCUAAACGGAAUUAUACCUUUCGACAAGAACAUUACAUUUCACAAACUGGUUGGAUAUUCUCUUGUAUUCUUCACCUGGGUUCAUACUAUCGCUCAUUUACACAAUGUCGCGCAGCUCUCGGCGAAGAACCAUGCCGGCUUUCUCGGUUUUAUUAAGCUCAACUUCUUGACGGGCCCUGGCUGGACGGGUUACGUUUUGACUAUCUCGAUUAUGGCAAUAUUCUUCACUGCCAUCGAAAAGCCCCGCCGCGCGAACUUUGAACGGUUUUGGAAUGUCCACCAUCUCUUUAUCGUCUUCUUCCUCGCAUGGUCCAUUCACGGAAUUUACUGCAUGAUCCCACUUGACACGAUACCUACCUGCUUUGGUAAUGGUUCUUUCUAUCAAUGGUGGUUUGUUGGAGGCUUCGCAUAUCUUGGAGAGCGUAUCAUGCGCGAGAUUAGGGGUUCUCACAAGACGUAUAUCCACAAGGUCAUCCAACACCCAUCCAAUGUGGUCGAGAUUCAGAUCAAGAAGGAGCAUACAAAGACACGUGCGGGACAAUAUAUUUUCCUCUGCUGCCCAGAAGUAUCGCUCUGGCAGUAUCAUCCUUUCACCUUGACUUCUGCACCUGAAGAAGACUUUAUCUCGGUUCAUGUUCGUAUGGUAGGCAAUUUCACGAAGCAACUGGGUAAAGUCUUGGGAUGCGAAGGGUUGGACAAGGAUGAAAAGAAAGCGAAUCGUCAGACAAAGCUCAUCAGUUCGUCCGAAUUCUCCGAAAAAGGUGGUCUUCAAGUCAACAAUCUUCUUCCUCGGGUAUAUAUCGACGGGCCAUUCGGCUCAGCCUCUGAAGAUGUAUUCAAAUUUGAGACGGUGAUGCUUGUUGGUGCUGGUAUUGGUGUAACUCCGUUCGCAUCGAUCCUCAAGUCGAUCUGGUACCGUAUGAAGAAUCCCACCGCCGGAAAGACGCGGCUGCGCAAGGUCUAUUUCUUCUGGGUGUGCAGAGAUUUUGGAUCACUGGAGUGGUUUAAAUCCUUACUCUCAGCCAUCGAGAGCGAAGAUAAAAGCCAUGCCAUCGAGAUUCACGCGUACUUGACAGCCAAGAUCACACCUGCCCAGGCAUCAAAUAUUUCCCUGAACUCCGGAGACACAGAUGCUAUCACAGGUUUACGAACGCCGACAAACUUUGGCCGACCAAACUGGGAUAUGGUGUUUCGUGCUGUCCGCAAAAUCCAUUGGCCUGGUGAAUGCGGCGUAUUCUUCUGUGGACCUAAAGGACUCGGUGCUCAGCUUCAUAUCAAGUGCAACAUGUAUACGGAAGCUGGAGCCAAGGGCUACAGUUUCGUCUGGGGAAAAGAGAACUUUUGAAGGAAUGGAUUGGUAUCAAUUGGCUUGUUCAUUUUCAGAUAUAUAGUACUAGGGCACAUAGCGAGGGUUAUAUAAACCACUGUUUCCGCAUG